This is a messenger RNA of Mesoplodon densirostris (Blainville's beaked whale), 294 nucleotides long. RefSeq names its product leukocyte specific transcript 1 (gene LST1). The record is from RefSeq and is a predicted model, not a curated record. Gene Ontology annotation, cellular component: membrane. The transcript has 4 exons. The coding region runs from base 1 to 294 and encodes 97 amino acids. Gene Ontology annotation, biological process: dendrite development; immune response; cell morphogenesis. NCBI's taxonomy places the organism in Eukaryota, Metazoa, Chordata, Mammalia, Artiodactyla, Ziphiidae.
AUGAAAGUUUGUGAGAUAAAAGAGAUAUGCCCUUACCUAUUUGGGGGCCUAGGGCUGGGGGUGCUCCUGUUCCUCUCUGUGGUCGUUCUGUCCGUCUGCCUGUGUCGGCUCCGUGGGAGAGUGAGGAGGCUGGAGAGGAGCUGGGCCCAGCUCUCACAACAGGAGCUCCACUAUGCGUCCCUGCUGAGGCUGCCUGAACGGGAGGGACCUGACCUCAGCGACCAAGAAAGGGAAGGCAGCAAGGAGGACCCCAGCACGGACUACGCCUGCAUUGCCAAGAACAAACCCACCUGA